ACCAGUCCGCGUGAGCAAGGAGAAAAAAGAGCGCCACAUCAACUUGCUGUACAUUGAAGACGUGUCGGGAUGUGGAAUUGGACACUUUGCGUGGAUCAAGAAUUUAUCCCGACUAGUCAACUCUCAACUUAAUACUGAUGGGCACAAGAAAUAUAUCUGUGAUCGAUGCCUGCAUUACUUUUCAACCAUCGAAAAGCUACAGUCUCAUGAGGUUGAUUGCGGCGUACUCAACGAUUGUGCUGUUCGACUACCGGGCGAAAACGACAAAUGGCUGGAAUUCACGAACGCCAAUCGUAAGGAGCGUCUCCCGUUCGUGGUAUAUGCCGACCUCGAAUGUAUCCUGGAGAAGACCAACGCUGAUGAGAGGGAGAAAAAUAAGAGCCAACAUCAUCGUGUCUUCAGCGUUGGAUAUUAUGUCAAGUGCUCCUACGAUGAUUCGCUGUCGGGAUACCACGAACGAAGGGGUGAGGAUUGUGUGGAAUGGUUCGUAG
Venturia canescens is the source of this 491-nucleotide messenger RNA. RefSeq lists its product as uncharacterized. Bases 138 to 491 code for a protein of 117 amino acids. The transcript is spliced from 2 exons. The record is from RefSeq and is a predicted model, not a curated record. Lineage: Eukaryota; Metazoa; Arthropoda; Insecta; Hymenoptera; Ichneumonidae.